AGUGAGGCUUUGGAAACUAAACACCUGCUCUUAAUUUUCAUCAUGCACAUGGUGAGAUUCUUGCCUGCAACAAUUUAUAUUUUCAGCAGGUGGCAGACAGGUCUAUGGUAUAUCGCAUAAGGAAAAAAGUUGCUUUUUGGAGCAUCUAGUGCCUUGAACUUUUUUUAUUGGUUUAAACUUAAUUAUAAGCCAUUUCAGUUUCCAAGUGUUGAAUGUGUUCUCUUAAACUGGAAGUGAUAGUGGGUGGUUAUGUUGUGAAAAUAUGCUUUUUGUUAAAUCUGCCGUUACCAGUCCAUAUAGUCAAGAUUUUAUUUGAUCAGUCAUGAAGUAAAAACCACUCCGUGGUUCCGAAUCAAUCUGAGUCAUUCCCGCCCCCAUCCAGCAGAUGUCAGUAAGGACAUUUCUGCUGCGAAUGCGUGAUGACGUAGGACGCACACUGGAAAAGAAGCGCGCUGCAAAAAGCCGGGAAUGCUGACAGACUGCAACAUGUCUCUGCUUAAACCAUUCAAUAAGUUACCUGAUUUGAACACUGCAAAUAUCCUGCUGGUGGAGAGUGAGGAGCAGCUCCAGCAGAGUUUAGCCAACGUGCUCGUGGAGGAGAAGGCUGUCACUGUGCAUGUGAGGCUUGCUCGGAGUUUGCCUCUGCCUGUGGAGAAUGAGGAGAGUCGACCGAGGAUAGACUUGGUGGUGUUCAUUAUCAACCUGUCCUCAGAGCACAGUUUUCAGUCAGCAGAAUCUUCCCUGAAAUAUUUGGAUCCUGGGUAUUUCCUUGGAAAGGUCUGCUUCAUGGUCACUAACGCUCGUAACGCCUCGGUCCCAGGGGAGCGUCUGGAUGCUGCCAGAAAGCUGGCGGCUUUGCACCACUGCCCGCUGCUCUUCGCAGAGGAUCAGACACCAGAUGGUGUGACGGAAGCUGCACAGAGGCUGAUGACCAUCCUGAAGGUGUCGGCCGGCCUUGUUCCCAUGGCGACUGCGCUCUACCUGUCCAGUUUGACUCGCUGCACAGUGCCCCCAGACAUCGACCAACCCAGCUUUGAUUGACCUCAGGCCAAUGAUUCUGUCACAGUGCCGUCUGCUAUUUAUUAGUUACACUCGCACAUGAUCUGGAGCCCAGAAACAGAUCUUGUCUCACUGUAGGUGCUGUUUCCUGUGAUUUUUAACACGCUUUGCAGAGUCUGCAUUUGAAAUUACUUUUAUCACAGAAAAGAAUAUUGAGGAGAAUCUGAAGAUAUUGUUUGACCCACCAUCAACAGGCUCAUGAACAAUUCUGUGCUCUAAUAUCUGUGAAGAACUGUCGUCAGCAUAAAACAAGGAGGGACACUCGGACAGUGCAACACCUGCACCUGACACAGAUUCAGGCAAGUUAAUGUUUUGUGAUUCAGUGACACCAGUAGUAUAUGACCUGUUACUAAAUUUAUUCAUACAAAUGGU
This is a messenger RNA of Thalassophryne amazonica, 1431 nucleotides long. RefSeq names its product proliferation associated nuclear element (gene pane1). The coding region runs from base 469 to 1041 and encodes 190 amino acids. NCBI's taxonomy places the organism in Eukaryota, Metazoa, Chordata, Actinopteri, Batrachoidiformes, Batrachoididae. The record is from RefSeq and is a predicted model, not a curated record. The transcript is spliced from 6 exons.